Molecule: messenger RNA, 1078 nt
Organism: Juglans microcarpa x Juglans regia
Lineage: Eukaryota; Viridiplantae; Streptophyta; Magnoliopsida; Fagales; Juglandaceae
Exons: 2
Coding region: 78-710 (210 amino acids)
Source: RefSeq, a predicted model, not a curated record
CUUGUUCGUAAUUUUCCAUUUAUGUGUUCUUCAUUUACUCCUCAAGUGUGAUCAUAACAAGUGGUAUCUAGAGCCCAAUGAUCCUUCAUGGGGGACGGGGUAAGCUUCAUCGACAUGGAGAUUACCAUCGAGCUCUUCCUAUUCAUCCACUGUCCCAAGUGGGAACCCCUACCCAAACUAUAUCACUCGCUCUCAAACCCGUGAAACAAUCAAACGAUGUAGGGGAGCUUCCUCUCAUUUUCUUGACCCAGCAAAAGCCCGGUGGCUCACCAAAUUUUCUCGACAUUGUGAUCCUUAUAGUGGAAGGGUCGCAGCUGCUAGUGGUGGAGGCUUCCAUUCUUUCUGCUCAGCCAAUGCAUGGUGUUCUCGUCUCUGACCUCAUGGGUGACUCUGCUACUGCACCCAAGUUGGUCAUCCACUCAGAUUGUGAAGGUGAAAAUGGAGGUAGUCUGAAGGAAUCUGCCAUUUUCUUUUCUUUUGGAUUUGCUUUCACACGGUUAAAAAGGUCUCAACUGUUUGUGAAAAUGUCCAUUAGAAGUGGUGUCAAAGUGACCAUCGUCUACUCCAUUAACCCCACCUCGAGGCUGCUGAUGGCCCUCCAAGCAAGGACUGCAGUGGUCGAAGAGAUGUUUCUUUCAACAUUAUUCCCAGCAGCAUUGGAACUGCUAAGGCCGUGGGGGAAGUUCUUUCAUCACUUCAUGGCAAAGUGACAGGAAUGGCCAUCUAGGUACCCAUUGUGGAUGUUUCAUCUGUUCACCUCACUGUCAGGCUUAUGAAGAAGGGAAAAAAUGAGAAACUCGACAGUAUCCUCAAUGAUGCUUCGACGGAUGGGAAAUGGUGCUACAAAAUUGGGGACGCCUCUAUAUUUUCCUUGGUCAGAUUUCGCAAAAAUCUCAAAAGUCUUAUUGUAGGUGGUUGUUGGGACAUCUCAGAUGAGUCUUUAAAAUUUUUUGAUGAUUGUUGUAAAAAUAUUCUGAAGGAUUUACAGAUGGAUUGGGGUACAAAUAUCUCCAACUCUGCAUCGAGGUGCAUCCUCAAUCAAUUUGUAGACCUAAAGGCUCUCAACAUUGGGUGCUAU